Klebsormidium nitens is the source of this 2151-nucleotide messenger RNA. The record is from the annotation of a GenBank genome assembly. Lineage: Eukaryota; Viridiplantae; Streptophyta; Klebsormidiophyceae; Klebsormidiales; Klebsormidiaceae.
AUGGCGUCAGACAUCGGUUUUUCCCUCCCUACCUCCCCCCACAGCGCUUUCUCCACGGACACAGACCACUCCCCCGCAAAGCCGCUCAUGCAGGACAUCUUAAACCCCGCACUCAAGCGCGGCCGUUGGAUCAUCCACCCUUACCACCCCCGAUACAUUCAGUGGCAAUACGUCAUCAAUGCAUUGGUUUUCUGGAGCUCCUUCUCGGCGCCCUAUAUCUGGGCCAUGCUGCCGGACCCCACUUUGGGAUGGUGCAUAUACGAGGCGGUUGCCGGGGCGUUGCUUGCAACUGAUAUGGUCAUCAGGACGGGGUUUCUGGCCUACAUCGAGAGGGAGAAGUAUCAGCUGGUGGAGGACCGUAAGAAGAUCGCUGUCAGGUACCUGCGCUACGGAUUUUGGCUGGACCUCGCCUCCUCCAUCCCCUUCAACCUGUUUUGGUACAUGGCAACCGGUGCCCCUGCCCCUGGUCGGGGGGGUGACGUCAUCCGCUUCCUGGCGUGCCUGCGCAUCUACCGCCUCCCGCAGGUGUUCCACGUCAUCAGCCGCCUCGCCAAAGAGACGUUCUGGAGCUACCUCACCGCGCGCCUCGCCAAGCUGAUUCUCAUCGUCGUCAUCGGGUGCCACUGGGCCGCCUGCCUGAUGCACUUCACCGCCUACAUCGAGUUCGUCACCUCGGGGGAUCCCUCUGGAAACAUCUUUGGCAACGUGGACGAAAACUUCUUCGUCAACUGGUCGACUUUCCACCGCUAUAACGCGGCCUGGUACUUCUCGGUUAACACGGGAACUAGUUUGGGCGCAUGCGUCUACAUGCCGGUAACGACGUUCGAGCGCGGGUGGACGCUGUUCUACGGGAUAUAUAGCAUGUCGUUGUUCGCAUACGCGAUUGGGAGCUUGACCCUGCUGCUGGUUAAGGACUCGGACCUGGCGGGGGAGUACCACGAGAAGCUGGACAACCUGAACAGAUACGCCGCGCACACUCGUCUGGAUCCUAAGCUGGUGGAGGAGCUGCGCGCGUACGCGCGCAUGGACAUGUGGCUCAGCAAAGAAAAGCCGUGGCUGCGCAACAUGCUCCCGGGCCGCCUGGGGGGGCGCAUCAACCGCUGGCUCUACACCCCCCUCGUGGAAUCGACGUACCUCUUCCAGAGCUGCUCGCGCAAGUUUGUUUCUCAACUGUUAACCGAGGUUUCCUCUGAGGUGUACCUCCCCGACACGGUCCUGCUCCAGGAGGGACAGGUGGCGACCCACCUGUACAUCGUCGUCUCCGGGACGCUGGUGCGCGAGGACCCCCGCACCGGGCAGCCCAUGAACUCCAUCAGCCGCGGCGGCGUGUUCGGCAAGGUUGCAGUGCUGACGAAUGCGCGGCAGCUGUUCACGGUGCGCACCACCAGCCUGACGACCGUGCUGAAACUAGAGCGGGACAAUCUGACGGACAUCUUGCGGACGUACAUGAAGGACGCGCGCCAGGUGUACUACAACCUCAAAGUGCGCGUCUCGGACGGCAGCCCGCUGACGUCACCGGCUGCGCGCGAGCACCACGCGAUGGCGGCCCAAAUCCAGGAGCUGCUCGCGCAGCACGACAUCGAGAUCGGCGCGGCCGCGUGCGACGCGGCCGCCAGCGGUAGCCUCGAAACCCUGCGCCAGAUCCUGCAGGGGCACGACUGCCCGGACGUCCUCUUCCUGGCGGACAGUCAGGCGCGGACGCCGCUCCACCUCGCGGCCGCUCGGGGACACACGGAAUGCGUCAAGACGCUCAUCAACCAGGGCGCUGACGUCAACGCCAAAGACUAUCUUGGAAGCACCCCGCUGUGGGAAGCAAUCAGAAGCGGCCACGUGCCCUGUGCAACCGCUCUCCGCAACGCGGGGGCGGAGCUCCUUCUGGAAGACGAGGGAGGCGAUCUGUGCGCGGCUGCGGCUGCCGGCGACAUCAGCCUGCUGAAGAGGUUGCUGGGCUGCGGCGUCUUUGUAAACGCCCGGGACAGCACGGGCCAGACGGCCCUCCACGUGGCUGCCAGGAAGGGCAACCUGCCGCUCGCGCGCAUGCUCGUCGCGGCGGGCGCGGACUCGCGCCAACUCAAUGACGUCAGGAAGUCGCCGGUAGACGAGGCCAAGGCGCAGGGCGACCGUCUGCUGGCUGAGUUCCUUCAACGCUAG